UCCUCUCUCUAGCUUUCUCUGUCGGUCUCUCUCUCUCUUUCGCUCUCUCUCUCUCUCUGACGAAAAAGUGAGGACAGAUAAUCGACGAGAAACCCCAGAGAGAGAAUCACCCUCGAGAAAUUUCGAUUCAGGACCUAGAGGUGGUCUGAUCUGCAGCACUUCAAUGGCAGAGAAAGUUUGUAUUAAGCGUCUUCAGAAGGAAUAUAGAGCACUUUGCAAGGAACCAGUGUCCCAUGUUGUUGCUCGUCCUUCCCAAAAUGACAUUCUUGAGUGGCAUUAUGUAUUGGAAGGUGGUGAAGGAACACCGUUUGCAGGUGGAUUUUACUAUGGAAAGAUCAAAUUCCCCCCAGAAUACCCUUACAAGCCACCUGGAAUUACAAUGAUCACACCAAAUGGCCGGUUCAUGACACAAAAGAAAAUCUGCUUGUCUAUGAGUGAUUUUCAUCCAGAAAGCUGGAACCCGAUGUGGUCUGUGUCAAGCAUACUCACAGGACUUCUCUCAUUCAUGAUGGAUAACAGUCCCACAACCGGAAGUGUGAACACUACUGCGGUCGAGAAGCAACGGUUGGCUAAAUCAUCUCUUGCGUUUAACUGUAAGAACCCAACGUUCCGCAAACUAUUCCCGGAGUUUGUAGAGAAGUACAACCAGCAGCAACUGGCCGAGCAGAGCACUUCCCAACAGAUGCCAACGGAAGAAUCGCCCGAAAAGGAAAACGCCAAACCCAAGUCAGAGAAACUUGUCGAGCCGACGACGGAGGGAGAGGUGAACGAGAGGAGGAGGAACAAGAGACAGUCCUUGCCGACAUGGAUAAUACUAUUGCUUGUUUCUGUUUUCGGGGUUGUAAUGGCGCUUCCUCUGCUUCAACUCUGACUCUGCUCUCCAAAGAAGAACUCUUAGAGAGAAUGUGGGUAGUCCUUGUCCGAAUACUUCUUAUCAAUUGCCCAGGGUGUGCUUAUUAAAGCAAAUACUUGGUUUGAUUUUUUGCAUUUAA
This is a messenger RNA of Tarenaya hassleriana, 992 nucleotides long. Its product is annotated as ubiquitin-conjugating enzyme E2 34-like. Bases 164 to 871 code for a protein of 235 amino acids. NCBI's taxonomy places the organism in Eukaryota, Viridiplantae, Streptophyta, Magnoliopsida, Brassicales, Cleomaceae. The transcript has 10 exons. The record is from RefSeq and is a predicted model, not a curated record.